Mercenaria mercenaria is the source of this 4370-nucleotide messenger RNA. RefSeq names its product WD repeat-containing protein on Y chromosome-like. The transcript is spliced from 4 exons. Bases 55 to 3939 code for a protein of 1294 amino acids. The record is from RefSeq and is a predicted model, not a curated record. Gene Ontology annotation, molecular function: protein binding; calcium ion binding. Lineage: Eukaryota; Metazoa; Mollusca; Bivalvia; Venerida; Veneridae.
CACAUGAACUUUGUUUCAUAACCAAAAUGGCGUCUUGACUUCUGGAUGUAAAAAAUGUCACUUACUCCAAUGAAUGCGAUGGAGGAGGAACAUCGUAGGAUGUCAUUAAAGCAACCUCUAGCUCCAGUGCAGGAAACAAAACGGAUGUCCUUGAAACCAACGGCGAUGGAGGGCCGAGGGGCCGCGAAAUCAGUGUCACAAAAGUUAGAUUCCAAAAAGCGGCGCACGAGUAGAGCGAUGGCAAUGCGUCGAGAUUUCUUGAUUAACCGCAGGAACACCGGUGGCGAUUUACCAGAAACACCAGACCCUGAAGAAAUACUUGAUGCUGAAGUUCUUUUCAGUCGUCUGCAAAAAAUGUUUAUAGCUGCAGAAGAAGAUGAUAGAACUGGUCUCAACAUUGACGAGUUUAAGGAAGCAAUGCACAAGACGGUCGGCCGCCAUAAUACGAAAGAAGAAAUAGAAGUGCUGUUCAUGAAAGUUGAUGCCAACUGUGAUGGGGUGGUAGACUGGGAAGAGUAUGUGACCUAUAACCUUUUAGAAUACAAGGAGAAGGCAUUAAUGAUAGAAAUGCUACGAAAGAAACCCUUCCCGAAUGAAACUCGUGAGAUUGACAGUCGUCAUAGGGAUAUUAUUGUCAAAAUUAUGUUCUUUCCAAACGUGAGAAAAACGUGCGAAACUGGUACAAAGACUUGUUUCACAUCCGGCAAAUACGUAACGCUCAGUAAAGAAGGUUUGCUUGGAAUUUGGAGUCUAAACAUGAGGAAUUUGAAGUAUUACAAUGCCAAUCACUUUCAGAACAGAAACACCCAGCCUUGGUUUACAGACAUGGUAGUCAUGUAUAACGUCAAUAUGUUGGCUCUGACGUCCACCGAUCGUGACAUCAUCAUAUUCGACCUCGCAGGAAAGAAGUUUACGAUGCGAUAUAACGUCACGGGUUUCGAAAAUUGUAUCACUGCAAUGGACUACUGGGUAAGUCCAAAUGAUCUGAAUACCGCGCUUCUACUUUUUGGCGAUACAGCUGGAAGCGUUUCCGUCAUACGGUUUGAUUCUAUUCUUCGCGGGGGACUUUUUGGCGCCACCGGUGGAAAGAAAAACACGUGCAAAAGAGUUAGCUUUCCUGAAGUAAUGAAAGGCUUUGUGCUUGGUGUUAGGGCACAAAAAAUAUCAAAUAUACAUGGGGAUUGGGUUAACAAGGUUCAAUAUCUCCCUGAUAUUGACUGUUUCCUGUCAUCUUGCCAGAGUCCGCAAACUGCACUUUUUUUCGGCGAUUUUGCUGGAAAGAAAACACGUGUUUACUUUAAGGUCAACAAAGGCGUCUUGAGCUUUGAUUAUUCACACUCACUUAAUAUAAUUGUCACGGGCGGGAUGGAUUAUAUGCUCCGUGUGUGGAACCCUUAUGUAAACAAUAAAGCUAUCGUCCUUCUAAAGGGUCACACCAAGCCAGUUAAUCACGUGAUUAUAAAUGAAAACAGAAACCAAGUGAUCAGCAUCGACAAAGGUCGCUCAAUACGUGUGUUCGAGCUCCGCGAUCAGACCUGUUUGCAGCAUAUUAGUGGACGGAUGGUCAAAUUAGAUACAUUUCCGGUUUCUGCAGUAUUUUUCAACGCCGCCAUGCGCACUAUGCUCAUAGCAGCCAACCAGAUUGUAAUGUUAGAAAAUCGCGAGGAGGAGGAGGGAUUUUCGGAGACGAUGUCUCAUAACAAACCUGUAGUUGCCGCAAUGUACAGCAAAGUGUUUGGGUCGGUUGUAAGUGCAUGCCAAGAUUCUGUUGUUAGUGUAUGGGAUACAAACUCUGGUGACAAAUUAAUGCAGUUUGUCAACGCCCAUAGUACAAUCGAACGAGGUGUAGAGAUUCCUGUAGAAAUUACGGCUCUUUGUUUCGAUUAUAAUGGCCGCCGGCUGGUAACAGGCGCUCGCAAUGGUACUGUUCAUGUCUGGAAUUUCAACAAUGGUUCCCUUAUGCAAAAUUUUGCACUUCCGGAUAGCUCUGACGUCACAGGAAUAGUAUGUACAAAACAUAGAAUUUACGUUUCCGGCUGGGGAAAGACGGUGUACAUUUACGUCGAUGGUGGUGGAGAAGAGCAUAGAAAGAAUUGGAAAAUGCAACAUAAAGAGGACAUUUUGUCAAUCGCCUAUUUCCCGCCAAACAUGAUCGUCACAGGAUCCUACGACGGGGAUAUCAUAGUUUGGUCACGUGAGACCGGACAGGUUUAUUGUCGUCUGAAUGCAUUUGUGAGUGUAAAACCAAUCACUGAAGGGGGGAAAGUUCGCCGUAAAAGCUCUGUGAAAAAUGAAACAAACAUCCAAGCUACUCAGUCUGAGGUUGAUGAUGAUGACGAAAGCGGUGCUAAGUGGCAGAAAGGCAAAGCAAAAUUAAGCCGGGCCGGUUUAUUAAACAAUUUUAAAGCUAGUGAUUUGGAGAAGUUUCUUCCUGAGGGUCUGCUUGAGGAAGAAGAGGGAUGCAAGCAUCCGUUAUUGCAGGCACUGGAUCCUCAUUCAUUUCACUCUGACAGUGACUCUGAAUUUUCUCGGAACGAAUACGACAAAGUGUGUAAGAGUUAUGAAUCGGCAGUGGAGAAAAUAAUAUUCCUUGACACAAGAGAGCCUCUACAGAAAGAUACGGCAAUCAUUGUCACAAGUGGUGCAGAAGGAUGGAUACGAUUCUGGUCCAUGCAUCACGAGGGUGGACUGAUUGGACAGUUCAAUGCAGCCCACAGGCUUGGUGAAAGCGUAUUCACGAUAAAAUCCGACACCAAUGACAGUUACCUGUUUACUGGUGAUACUGAAGGGUAUAUCAAAAUCUGGGACAUACGUGAUUACUGCAAAAGCAAGAAAAUGAAUUCCGCUGAACGAAAGGCACACUACGACUUCUUACGGCGUAAGUUUACGUUCUUCCGUGCUGAAAGUUAUCAAGAAAGUAAGCAGCUGUACACGGUACCAGCGUAUUUGAAGAACGUGUUUGCAAGCCGACCUCCUCCGGAAUCUAGCGAUCCCAAACGGACUCUGAAAUACCCCAUGCUGGUGAAUUCUUUCAGAGCACACAUCCGCAGCAUUCACAGCGUUGACUACGUUACAGAUCGGGAGCUUCUUAUUACCGGAAGUGCAGACUGCAGCAUUCGAAUAUGGACAGUAAAUGGACAGUACAUUGGCACAUUCGGUGGUGAAAAAUGGCCGACGUUACCGAAUAUUGUCACGAACGAGUACUUCCUGUCCCAGAUUCCUAACGACAUCCGGCGAGCGGGCUCUGCCCGGACGUUGAAGGUUAUGCACGGUGGAAAAUUACCAAUGUGGCAGAGUGCAAUAAGUAUAGUGAAAAAUCGAGGUGUUGAGAGACUCAAGAAACAAUUUGACCACUUGCAGGACGUAGCAAUUGAAGUGAUAGAUGCACGUGACAGUGAAGGGACUAGUAACAUUCUCGGAAAGUCAUACAAGAAGAAAAUGAGACACAGGAUGCCACCGACACUGCCUAAAUUUAUUGAAACGCCAGGCACGGUUGCUGUAUACCACACCCUUCCGUUUGUUGACCUUUCGCCUGUAGAAGCACUGACUGAUACCAUGAAGGAAAUACAAGCUCGUCGGGCUAUGAACAUGGCUCUGAACAAACUGCGAGGCAUAAAACCGAAGAAGCCGGAAGUGCCUGCCAUAAUACAGUUGUUUAACAAGAUAGUGAACAAACAAGGUCCACCGGUACAGAGAUUCAGAACCAGCAGAAUCAAAAAAGUUGCUGAUAAAUACCAAGGUCCAUUAUCCGCACGUGGCAGACGACAAAAGGAAUCAAGACCCAACAGCAAAGCGUCUUCGAACAACGUACAACCGGAAAUUAAAGUCGACGAAGCACGUGAUGAGUCACAUGCUGACCUCUCGGAAAGUUUCGACGAGGAUGAGAACCCAUGUGACAAACGGGCGUCGUCGGGCGUCGUCCACUUUGUCUUGCGGUAGCCAAGGAAACUCUUCACGUGCUGACGUCUCAAAAUUACCGUCAAUCGUAGAAUAAUCUUAAUUUGACAGACAGCUUUCCGAACAGUACAAAUAAUGUUUAGAAACUAUAAAAAGUGAAAUAUGAACAACAAUGUAAGCGAAGAUUAAAUUCAAUAAGUUUUAAUGAUUUUUAUAGAAUUUGUUUUAAUUUACCUGUGACAUAAGUUGUAAUAUUGUAUAAGAGGAAUUUCUACAUUUUUAUUUCAUGUUGACCAUACAUUUUUUUACAUAUUGCUAUACAUAUAUUGGGUAUAGCUAACCAUGUAUCUAUUUUAUAACUGCAUCAUCAUGUAGUUACAUUAUUGCUGAUAUUACGCAUGUGACUCAUGGUGUAAAUAAUGAAAAUAUUUUAAAGACAAAAUAAAAUAUGUCUACCGUAUACAAUGUUCAUA